Lolium perenne is the source of this 723-nucleotide messenger RNA. Lineage: Eukaryota; Viridiplantae; Streptophyta; Magnoliopsida; Poales; Poaceae. The record is from RefSeq and is a predicted model, not a curated record.
AUGGUUGCGGUGAACCUCGUCAAGUCUAUUGUUUUCCGUUUUGGUGUGCCUCAUAGUAUCAUCACGGACAAUGGCUCCAACUUCACCUCGGGAGAAUUCAAGCAGUACUGCGAUGGGCUCGGCAUACAACUGAAAUUUACGUUAGUUGCACACCCGCAAACCAAUGGGCAAGUCAAAAAGGCCAACGACCUUAUCUGCAGUGGGAUUAAAAAAAGACAGCUAGCACCACUCAAAAGAGUAAAAGGCGCUUGGGUCAAUGAGCUACCUUACGUCCUCUGGAGUUUACGAACAACACCAAAUAUUGCCACUCAUGAAACUCCUUUCUUUCUGGUCCACGGUGCUGAGGCCGUGCUUCCAGUCGAAGUAACUCAUGAUGCUCCGCGAGUCACGGAAUAUGAAGAAGUCGAGUCCACAAAGGCGCUUGAAGACAAUGUUGACACACUCGACGAAGCAUGUGAUGUGGCCAUCACAAGGGCAACAAUGUAUCAACAAAACAUAUGCAACUACCAUAGCCGUCGGUUAUGCCCUCUAUCUAUUGAGGUUGGGGACUUGGUCCUUCGACUCAAGCAAGAAAAACAUCGCAAGCUCGAGUCUCCAUGGCUCGGGCCCUACAUCAUCACAGAGGUGAUCCCUGGAGAAGCCUAUCGGCUCAAGGAUAAAAAGUCCGAACAAAUGGAGCCAUACCCGUUGAACGUCCAGUAUCUAUAUCGCUUCUACGCUUAG